UAUGUUGAAACUCAUCAUGCAUCAUACCUAGGUUUGAGAAUUGAGAUGAUUUACAUUGUAAUUUAAUUAUAUCACAACAGCUGCUAGAAUGAGGAUUGCAGCAAAUGAGAAGGCUGAAGCAGAGAAAAUAUUGCAGAUCAAGCGAGCCGAGGGGGAGGCUGAAUCUAAAUACCUUUCAGGGCUCGGUAUUGCCAGGCAGCGCCAAGCUAUUGUAGAUGGAUUGAGGGACAGCGUGCUUGCUUUUUCUGAGAAUGUGCCUGGAACAACUGCCAAGGAUAUCAUGGACAUGGUGCUUGUGACACAAUACUUCGACACCAUGAAGGAAAUUGGUUCCAACUCAAAGUCCUCAGCAGUUUUCAUCCCACAUGGGCCUGGUGCAGUAAAAGAUAUCGCCUCGCAGAUCCGCGAGGGUCUUCUUCAAGCUGACAGUGUUCAGCAUUAGUUUAUGAGCUAAAAUGUUAAUAUAGGAAAUCAUCAUAUCUGUCUUCAAUUUUCUAGUUGUUGAUUAAAUGAUAUAGAACUAUGGAGUAUGAUCAUAUAUGCUGCAAAUAUGGGUUUAGUAAUGCAUAGGAAAGUUUUUUUUCUUUUGAUAA
Molecule: messenger RNA, 593 nt
Organism: Camellia sinensis
Lineage: Eukaryota; Viridiplantae; Streptophyta; Magnoliopsida; Ericales; Theaceae
Source: RefSeq, a predicted model, not a curated record